Molecule: messenger RNA, 420 nt
Organism: Saccostrea cuccullata (small rock oyster)
Lineage: Eukaryota; Metazoa; Mollusca; Bivalvia; Ostreida; Ostreidae
Product: ERI1 exoribonuclease 3-like
Exons: 2
Coding region: 35-409 (124 amino acids)
Biological process (GO): exonucleolytic trimming to generate mature 3'-end of 5.8S rRNA from tricistronic rRNA transcript (SSU-rRNA, 5.8S rRNA, LSU-rRNA)
Molecular function (GO): 3'-5'-RNA exonuclease activity; nucleic acid binding
Source: RefSeq, a predicted model, not a curated record
AUCGAAACCUUUCUCUCGCACAUUUACCUCGAAAAUGAAAGUAACAUUUCGUAGACUUGCAAAGUUCAAGUUGUGCAAUUACGUUCGUCAGAUACACACCAGAAAACUAAUUAACAUCCAAGUAAAAGAUAUGGCGAGCAACAAAAAGGAGCAACUUUUCAAAUAUCUUCUGAUUCUGGAUUUUGAGGCGACGUGUGAUAAAAAGGCUCCACUUAUUCCACAGGAAAUUAUUGAAUUCCCAGUGAUCAAGUUGAACACAUCCACACUAGAGUCAGAAGCUGUUUUUCACACGUACGUGGAACCUGACGUUCAUCCAAGGUUAACACCUUUCUGUACAGAGGUAAAGUGUUCUAUACACCAAAACCAUGAGAAAUACAGGUACCCCGAAUUCAUAAAACAGCAAAGCUAGCAAUAAAUUAC